Homarus americanus (American lobster) is the source of this 655-nucleotide messenger RNA. Its product is annotated as UDP-xylose and UDP-N-acetylglucosamine transporter-like. The coding region runs from base 35 to 655 and encodes 206 amino acids. Gene Ontology annotation, cellular component: Golgi membrane; endoplasmic reticulum membrane. Gene Ontology annotation, molecular function: UDP-N-acetylglucosamine transmembrane transporter activity; UDP-xylose transmembrane transporter activity. Gene Ontology annotation, biological process: transmembrane transport. The record is from RefSeq and is a predicted model, not a curated record. NCBI's taxonomy places the organism in Eukaryota, Metazoa, Arthropoda, Malacostraca, Decapoda, Nephropidae. The transcript has 6 exons.
UCAGAGUUGAUUUACCCGGACACACCUGAUCAUCAUGGAGGCCGUACUGCCAAUAUUCUUUGUGUUUAUUGGCUGCUGUUCCAACGUUAUCUUCCUCGAGCUUUUAAUCAAGGAUGAGCCCAGCAGUGGAAACAUCAUCACCUGCUGCCAGUUUCUCUUCAUCGCCAUCGAGGGUUAUAUUUUUACCACACGCUGCGGCAGGAAGAAGAACGUGGUCCCUAUUACGGAGUACCUGGUGCUGGUGGUGAUGUUCUUCAUAGUCAACGUGAGCAACAACCAGGCGUUUGGCUUCAGGAUUUCCAAUCCCUACACAGGUGGACUGAUAGCUAACAUGAUCAUGGCAGUGCUGGUGCUGGGCAGGAACUACUCCCCAACUAAGUAUGUGUCUGUGGCCAUGAUCACCCUCGGCACCAUCGUCUGCACCUUCGCCUCGGCUGAAACACUGGAUAGUGAAGACCUCGAGUGGGAGGUAGCUGGAGGAGUCUCACAGUUUGUCACGUGGUUGAUGGGUAUUGGUCUUCUUACCUUUGCUCUCUUCAUGUCUGCUCGUAUGGGAAUAUUCCAAGAGUGCCUUUAUUCCAAGCACGGCAGGCACCAUCGGGAGGCACUUUUUUAUAUCAUCACUGGUAACAAAUAUGAUUAUAAUUCCAACUAA